CAAGGAAUUAUUAAUUGCAAAGGAUUUACUUAUUGUUAUAAUGAUAACUGUAUGCAAAACUUAAUUAUAAACUAAAAACAAUUGAGACAAUGGCGGAUGAAGACGAAAUUGAUGUACUUGGAGAUUUUAGCCUGGAUAAUAUCUUAACAAACGAUGGAACCAUAUUUGAUACUACAUCAUUGGUUUCGCAGAACUCUGAUAUAUUGAAUUGUGAUUACACAAUCCAUCCUCAAUGGCUUCUGGACAAACCCAGCACAAAUCCUGCAUUAUGGUACAAUAACACCACUGAUGGUGAUUUGGAGUUGACAAAGCAAUAUGAGUUUGAGCCUCACAUAACCACAGAGAAUUCAAUAACUGAUGAGAGUGGAUGGACUGAGAAGGAGAAGAACUUGCUUAACAGAGGCAUAGAGAUCUUUGGCAAAAGCAAUUUGAAUUUGUCACAAUUCAUUGGGUCAAGGACACCAGCAGAAGUUAGGUACUUCUUGAAGAACUUCUACUCUGAUGUUGAAUUAUCAUACACUCCUCUGAAUGAUGACAGUCAAUGUGUAGAAGAAACAAUUGAAUCUAGUUUUCUUGCAGAUGACACUGAUCAAAUAUUAGAGGACAGUGAGAUACCAGCAAGCAUAGAAGAGGUGAUUGCAGCUGUAUCCACAGCAAAGCCAACUGUCCCCAACAACAAAAAAUGUGUAAAUCCCAAGAAAAAGUCUUCAAAGUUGAUAAAUUACGCGAGCAUUCCCAGUGGCCAGUCAUUACUUAGAUCGAAUUACGUAAAAUCGAAAGAAGUUAAAAAGAAGAUUUUGACGAAUUCCAAUAAGAAAUCGGUUAAGUUCAAAUUCAAAACUAAACUAAAGGUGAUGGAUUCACGUAAAAAUUGCCCGAGUGGCAAGCCUUUGAAGGCUAUGAAUUACAAGCCAAUUAGGAGGAGAAGCACCAAAUCUGAGACUGAAAGUGUUAAAUCUGAAUCAAGUGAUGUACAGAUUGUGACUGGCAAUGGAUUGGCAGUCCCUGUAUGCGAAGGAGAAGAAGUGAUAAAAAUAAGGAAAGAACAUGACACAGAAAAUUCUGAUAGUGAUAUUGAGAUUGAUGUAGAAGAUUCUGAUGAUGAGACUAGCAAAAAGGUAGUCAUCAAACAAGAGGAUACUGCUGUAGUUAAAGAAAAUAUUAAAUCUGAAAAUAAAGAAAUUAAAACCUGUACUCCAAUUGAGAGUAAGUCCAUGAAGCAGGUUAGUAACGAUACGAAGAAGAAAAUUCCGGAAUUGAAAGAUUUGGAUAAAAACGUUGCUGAUGAACUAUUAACUAUGAACGAACCGAGCAGUGAAAUUGUUUUGAAUUCGGAGAUCAGUGAAGUUGAAAAGUUCAUCUUUGCCGAAUACUUUGAGGGAAGAACUGUGAAAACCCCAGCGCGUUAUUUAAAAAUUCGUAAUUAUAUAAUUAACGCUUGGAAUACAUCGAAGCCCAAUUACGUGAAGAAAACUGCGAUUAGGAACGGAUUGAAGCAGUGCGGAGACGUGAAUUGUAUUGGCAGGAUUCAUUAUUACUUGGAACAGAUCGGAGCUAUCAAUUUUGGCUGUGAACAAACCAAAUAUUAUAGACCUUUGUACGACAUGGUCAAUGUUCUGCCAGUUGUAAGAGAAAAAUCAGAAUCCGCAGUUCCAAUUCAAAAAGUAGAUUUUCCAAGACAACGAAAGAAGAAAUUUGUUAAUGAUGGAGAAGGUGGUUAUACUUUAACACACGAUGAAAGAGGUGAUAUUAUUAAUACGACCGUUGUUAAUGAGGAGCCUGCGACGAAACAGAGGACUUAUAUAAAGAAGCCGCAGAUAAGAUUAAUUUAUUGUCGGGCGUUCAAUGAUGAAGUUAAGCAACAAUACACGGUAAGAUUGAAUUUGUCUGCUUUGAUUUUGAUGGAUCUUCAUGCCCACAUGCACCUGACCGAGGUGAUGGGUCUGAUCGGUGGGAAUUGGAAUUCGCAGCAACGUGUUCUUUCUAUAGUACGUUACGAACCAUGCAAAAACAUAGCAUCUUCGUCCACCCAUUGCGAUAUGUGUCCAAUUAGUCAAGCAAGAGCCGCGGAUUAUUUGCACGACGAUAACUUGGACAUCCUCGGAUGGUACCACUCUCAUCCGACCUUCGCACCGGAACCGUCCCAACAGGAUUUGGAGACGCAGCUAUCCGUGCAACAAUGGAUCGGCAAUAAAAAGCCGUGCAUAGGUUUCAUCCUUUCGCCCUUCAGCUUGCACGGCGCUUUAAUUGCCAGCCCUUACCGUUGCCUGAUCGUCGAUAGAAAGGAGAACUUCGAAGACCAAUUCGUUCCAUACAAAUUGAAGGUGGAAUUGGUCACGGACGAGCUGGACGUCGAAGAUUUGACGAUCAAGGCCAAACGCGUUUUAGAGACGGAGAGCAGCGCGACAGGUAAAAGCCAGGUAGAUUUUACGAAGACCUAUUUCCAGGAUAAUAGCAUUACCUAUUUGGACAAGUUUAUAUACAGCGUUAAGAUGCAUUUAGCGAAAUGCUCGGGGAUAAAUAAGAUGACUUGCGAUGCCAUUACCAAUAAUUUAAGUGAACUGUGCAAUAGCAAACUUCAUUGUUCUAACAAUAGAUGAUUGAUUGUUAUUACAUUGUUUUUCUUUUGUGUGCAAAUGAAAUUAUAUUAGUUAGUAGAUCUCAAUAUUUAUUAUUUUUAUA
This is a messenger RNA of Nicrophorus vespilloides, 2682 nucleotides long. Its product is annotated as histone H2A deubiquitinase MYSM1-like. Gene Ontology annotation, cellular component: BRCA1-A complex; BRISC complex. Gene Ontology annotation, biological process: double-strand break repair. The coding region runs from base 90 to 2600 and encodes 836 amino acids. The transcript is spliced from 9 exons. Lineage: Eukaryota; Metazoa; Arthropoda; Insecta; Coleoptera; Silphidae. Gene Ontology annotation, molecular function: polyubiquitin modification-dependent protein binding; metallopeptidase activity. The record is from RefSeq and is a predicted model, not a curated record.